CUUUCAUUCCGAACAAUGGCCAACUUGGAGGCGUUAGUAGAGGUGCUCAAGCAGCUCGCACCGCAGUUGCGUGAAUACGAGCCGGCCAACGAGACGUGGCAGCAGGCCGAGAAGAAGGCACUGGAAGCUCGUGAUGAGGUGGAGACAAUGCUGCGCUCAGCCGAGGAUAUAGCUCGGCUUCGGGGCAGCGGUGCUCUUCAGGACAUGAAGCGACUCGUUCCGGAUAUAACUCGGGAGGAAAUUGCCGAGCUGAAAGUGUCCGACUUUGUGCUGGGAAUGAUCUUCGAGAAGCCCUUUGCAGCAUUUGAGCGUACAUACCGUGGCUUUGGCGCCGAGUAUGCCAAGGAGUUGUCGAACGAGGCGCGGAAGAGCUCCAAUCUCAUCAAAACCUCUUAUGUGUACGGUGAGAUCCUCUUCUUCCCAUUUGCGGAUAUUAUCCGCUGGGUGGCUCCCUUUCUGCCGGAUUUUGCCAUUUUCUACGACCUGGGAUCGGGUACGGGCAAGGCGGUCAUCGCAGCGAGUUUGGUGCACCCGUUUGAUCAGGCUAUUGGAAUCGAGUUGCUUGAGCCGCUUGCUCAUUGUGCUGAAAAGCGGAAGACGGCCUUAGAGAAACUCAAGUCCCCACUACUCAAGACAGACAUCGACUUUAUGAUAGGCGAUUUGCUUACGACCAAAUGGGAGGAUGGAGAUGUUGUCUUCUGUCACGGCACGUGCUUCAACGACGAGGAGUGGACCAAGAUUUCUCGGGCAGCCGAGAAGAUCAAGCAGGGCUCGUUUUUCAUUUCGACGACACACGUGCUGCGUACAGGGCUCUUCGAAGUGGUUAAGAGCCUGAACUUCACGAUGAGCUGGGGAACUGCUGCUCGCCGACGCAAGAUUGGUCGCUGGGCUGCUGAAAUGUUGCGAGGUGGUCGAUCCACACGCACUGACCUGUUGCAGCAGCAGUCACAAAAUCAGCAGAUGGAAGGACGCCAGGCGACUCCUGCUGAAGCAUUGACGCAGUAAGGGAAUACUGUAUGUUUUUCUGCCAAGCCGCACGAUAAUGGAUCUACAGGGAUGAAGUGAUGGUCAAAAUACAACAAAGUCCUCCUC
Phytophthora infestans T30-4 is the source of this 1092-nucleotide messenger RNA. RefSeq lists its product as uncharacterized. Gene Ontology annotation, biological process: regulation of cell cycle. NCBI's taxonomy places the organism in Eukaryota, Oomycota, Peronosporomycetes, Peronosporales, Peronosporaceae. The coding region runs from base 16 to 1005 and encodes 329 amino acids. The transcript is spliced from 9 exons. Gene Ontology annotation, molecular function: histone H3K79 methyltransferase activity. The record is from RefSeq and is a predicted model, not a curated record.